AUGCCGGUGUAUGGGGGCGUGGUGACGAAGCCUGCGGCCUCGGAGUUCACCUACAUCCCCCAGCGCCCCUACCUCUCCCUGGGCACCCUGCGCGACCAGCUCAUCUAUCCCGACUCGCGCGCAGACAUGGCCGCCCGCGGCGUCUCCGACGACAACCUCCUCCGCAUCCUCGCCAUCGUCGACUUGGACGCCAUCUUCCAGCGCGAGGGCGGCUGGGACGUCGUCCGGGAAUGGCGAGAUGCGCUCAGCGGCGCAGCCACCUCGGCAGUGAAAGUGGCGGCAGGCCUAACGAACAGCGGAAGGAACGGACAGGCAGAGGGGAAGGCGAUUGGUCAAUCCCAAGAGAUAACCGGAACGCAAGACAAGUCGGCGGUACCAGGGGUACCAGGAGUCGAGCAGUCGGCCAAAGGAGGGCCGGAAGACCAACCACCAGCCCCUCUGAAAAAGCAAAAGAAGGUUUCCGUGAAGGCACCAACACAAAGGUCGACCCGGGCGGUAUCAAAGAGACCCGGAGAACAAGAGAAAGAAGGCGAUGGAGGAGGAGAGGAGGACCGAGACGGGGAAGGAAAAACGGGGAUGGGAGAAUUUGGGGAAUUGUGGGGAGAAGGGGGUAGAGAGCUAGGAAACCGGGUAGGAACCGCAGAGAAUCCGGUAGAUGCAGAGGAACCGAUUAGGAAGGGGGGAAAGGGGAACGGCAAAGCAGACCUCCAAAGCAUGAUGCUUGAGGUCAUCGGGAGGGCGCUGGCAGCUGAAGAGGCAGGGCAAUCGGUGCAGGCGAUCAUGUACUUCAAGAUCUGCAAAGGUUUAGGAGGCGAUGUCGGGCCCGCAGAUGUCCUUCCCGUUAAGGCUUAUCACAAUGAACACCCCAAAAGGCCAAGAAGUAGUCAAAAAUUGAACGACUUCAUUAAAUUGAACCCUAAUGCCAUCAAUACGCAGUCGGCGCCGUUUUGCGUCAUGGAGUCUGGAGCAAUUAGUCAAUAUUUAUGUUCCCGUAUAGAUCAGAACAACAAUUUCAGGUUUGCAGAUUGCACUCAAUCAUCCGAAAUGGAACAAUGGAUUUCGUGGGGCCUUUCCCACUUGGGAAUAUUGAUUGAAGAAUGUAUUCAUUUUGCGCGUUAUGCUUCAACACGCGACACUUAUUCCAUAGAAUAUUACCAAAAUCAAAUACUUGAAGCAUUCGAUGAGUUGGAGCAGCAUCUCGCCCAGCGUGCCUCAAUUGUUGCAAGAAGUUACAUUGCAGGCCUAGGGAGUGGAAAGUACUCUUUAGCAGACAUGGCGAUUUGGCCUUGGAUAAAUGUUCGCGACCAGCAGUGA
Puccinia triticina is the source of this 1314-nucleotide messenger RNA. RefSeq lists its product as uncharacterized. Lineage: Eukaryota; Fungi; Basidiomycota; Pucciniomycetes; Pucciniales; Pucciniaceae. Gene Ontology annotation, molecular function: long-chain fatty acid transmembrane transporter activity. The transcript has 10 exons. Gene Ontology annotation, cellular component: peroxisomal membrane. The record is from RefSeq and is a predicted model, not a curated record. Bases 1 to 1314 code for a protein of 437 amino acids. Gene Ontology annotation, biological process: long-chain fatty acid import into peroxisome; peroxisome organization; fatty acid beta-oxidation.